This is a messenger RNA of Nilaparvata lugens (brown planthopper), 4041 nucleotides long. Its product is annotated as fizzy-related protein homolog. Gene Ontology annotation, biological process: anaphase-promoting complex-dependent catabolic process; positive regulation of anaphase-promoting complex-dependent catabolic process; positive regulation of ubiquitin protein ligase activity. Gene Ontology annotation, molecular function: protein binding; ubiquitin ligase activator activity; anaphase-promoting complex binding. Gene Ontology annotation, cellular component: anaphase-promoting complex. The record is from RefSeq and is a predicted model, not a curated record. Lineage: Eukaryota; Metazoa; Arthropoda; Insecta; Hemiptera; Delphacidae.
UGUUCUGUUGGUAAAUUUUAUUCGUUUUCAGUUUUGAUGAUGGCGAUAGACUGAAUCUAUUUGUUCAAUUUCCUUCGUUAGUUAGUUGCAUGAACUAACGUGAUUUAUUUGCUAGCUAACGAAGGUAUCAAUGUUUUUAAAUUUAAUUUUUAUUUUACUGUAACCUAGGAAAUUGUUUUUUUUAAAGUGAGGAAGUUUGGAGUAAUCAACGAACGCUACAAGAUUUGGAUUUCUCUCGCCUUGCAUAACAUUAUAUUUCACUUACAAGAUGGACCGCCUAUCGAUGGACGUAGAGGAAUGCGAAAUGAACCCAAUGUAUGCGAAACGCCUCAUCAAACAGACGGCCGCCUACUACAUGCGUUCGGUCAAGAUUCGCCCCACUAUGACGUCACCGACCACAGAGUACGAAGCGGUCAGCAACAAACGGCCGCUACCGGCAGACCUAUCCGACACUCUGUGUGACAUGGACAUUGAGAACGUGGAGAAUGUAGCGCAGAAUUUGACGCCUGCGCCGUCGCCCGUCAAGAAGGACUCGGUGGAGCGCUGGCUCAUGGACUGUAAUGCGGAGAAGGGGGUCGCCGAGGAGAGUGAGAAAGUGAACAGUCAGCAGGUGGCCAGUAGUGCUGCGUCACAAGCGGACCAAUUAUCGAUAUCAUCGAGAUGUUUCGACUUUCCCCAGUCGACGAUGUCGAAGCUAACAGCGAAAUUGCCCCGCGAGCUUCCCGUCGCUGAUCGCUACAUUCCCGCGCGGGGAGGAGCCAGCUGGCAGACCAGGUUCUCACUCAUACCGGAGGGGCGGUUGACGAGUGUGACGGCGCCGAAGAAGUCGCGGGAGACGAGUGGGAGCGGCGGUGCAGGAGGUGGCGGAGGCAGUGGAGGCGGCAGUGGUGGGGGUGGUGAGAGCAAUCGUGACGGCCUGGCCUACACGUGUCUGCUGCGCAACGAGCUGCUCGGAGCCAACAUAGAGGGGGUGAAGGGGCAGUGCGACGAGCGGCGUGCCGUGUCCGAGCCUGAACGCAACAAUCUCUUUCAGUAUAUGACGCACGUGGAGAACGAACAGAACAUAGAGUCGAUAGCGCCCUACUCACUAUCACCGGUCGGACCUAAAAGUCAGAAGCUGCUCAGGUCACCUCGCAGAGCCACCAGGAAGAUUUCCAGGAUACCGUUCAAGGUUUUGGACGCGCCCGAGCUUCAGGACGACUUCUACCUGAACCUGGUGGACUGGUCGUCCCAGAACGUGCUGAGUGUUGGCCUGGGCAGCUGUGUGUACCUGUGGUCGGCAUGCACCAGUCAGGUCACACGGCUCUGCGACCUCUCCAACGAUGCCAACAGCGUCACCUCGGUCGCAUGGAAUGAACGGGGCAACCUGGUGGCCGUGGGCACACACACGGGCUACGUGCAAGUGUGGGACGUGGCCGUGUCGAAGCAGGUGAACAAGCUGAUGGGUCACUCGGCGCGGGUGGGUGCGCUCGCCUGGAACGGGGACAUGUUGUCGUCGGGCAGUCGCGACCGCAUGAUUCUGCAGCGCGACAUUCGCACCCCCCAAAUGGUCGCCGAACGCCGGCUGGUGGGGCAUCGGCAGGAGGUAUGUGGACUGAAAUGGUCACCAGACAACCAGUAUUUAGCUUCAGGUGGUAAUGACAAUCGACUGUACGUUUGGAACAUGCACUCGUUAUCACCACUACAAACCUACACUGAGCAUUUGGCUGCCGUCAAAGCGAUAGCAUGGUCACCACAUCACCACGGCCUGUUAGCUUCGGGUGGAGGCACAGCUGAUCGAUGCAUUCGAUUCUGGAACACGCUGACAGGCCAACCCAUGCAGUGUGUCGACACUGGAUCACAGGUCUGCAACCUCGCCUGGUCCAAGCACUCCUCCGAACUGGUGAGCACACACGGCUACUCGCAAAACCAGAUCCUGGUGUGGAAGUACCCGACGCUGACGCAGGUGGCCAAGCUGACUGGGCACUCGUACAGGGUGCUCUACCUGGCCAUGUCCCCCGACGGCGAGGCCAUUGUCACCGGCGCCGGCGACGAGACGCUCCGCUUCUGGAAUGUAUUCUCCAAAGUCCGAUCUCAGAAGGAAAGCAAAUCCGUGUUGAAUUUAUUCUCCAAUAUACGAUGAAACCUAACUUUCGUUUAUUUGUAAGUUAGUUAGAUUCUUACUGGUGAAAUUUGAAAAUGUGUUAUUUUUAUACUGUACAUCUUGAACGCCACAAACACAACAUAUAUUAUUUUAUUGUAUAUAAUUCACUUAUACUGUGAGAUUUUUAACUUGUUUCAAAAGUGUAUUAAUAUUUAUUUACUUUACUAGAGUGGUGUAUUUUGAUUUGAUGUAGAUCAUGCGAAGAAUUGUUUUUGGUUUGUCUGCUGUAUUUUUUGUUUAUUUCAAAUUCUACCAUUGCAUUUGGGUUUGUAUCUAGAUUUUUAGAUACCAUGUGAAGGGUGAUAGUUAUUGUAAAUUACAUAGGACUCUGGUCUAUUGACGUUGUCUUGAUGUGGUUGUCUUAAAUAUGGUGUCUGAAUGUUUUUAUAGAUUUAUUUUAUCUAUUUGCUUGUGACUUUAAGACUUACGUAAUACUUGAAAAGUAUAAACUUUUUAAAAGUUUACCCUCCUAGAAAUAAUAUCAAAUAGAUUAGAUUAUAGACUUAGAUGUAUAGUAUUAUACUGUAAGAAUAUUGGGCUUUCUUCCUUCAUCAUUAUCAUCAUCGUUUCAUUUUUUCAUAGUUUUCAUUUCAUUUGCAGUAGAAAAAGAUUGUUUCUAUCAUUCAUAUCAUUGCUUUGUUUUAAUAUUAUUAUUGUAAAAUAGUUCCAUUUUAUUUGCAGAUCAACGAAAAUUUCUGUAUCAAUAUUUAUUUCUGGAAUUUACUAUGUUUAUUAUUUUUAAAAAAUGUUCUAUAAAAAUAUAUAGCUGAUAAUAUUGGUUAGAUUAAACAAUCUUCAUUAAAUUUUUAGUUAUUAAUUUUUCUCAUGAUAUUGAUUAUAACAAAUAAUAUUGUGAAUUUACAGAAAAAGUUGUUACUAAUGUAACUAAAAAUUAUGCUAGGAAUAUCUUUUUCGAUAUUUUUACGUUCUUAAUCAUUGAAUCUUCUUCUAUAUUUGUUUAGUUUUCGAUGGUAAAAAAUCAAUGAAUAAUAAAAUAUUAUUCGAUUAUAUAAAUAAUACUCUUCGAUUGUUCAGGUCUCAGAAUUUCACCCUUUUGGAAAAAUUAGAACUUUGAAAUGCAUUCGAGCAUAGUUCAAUCUCACUUGAUAUAUAUCAUUUAUUGCUCCCGAUGUUUUAAAGAUUUUAUAUAUUGAAAUCUCUUAAGAGAUUGUUACUGAGAUUGUCAAGAUUAUUAGAGAUUGGACUAAGUAUGAAGUGUUUCAAGAUUGUUCACUGCAUCACGUUUUUAAACUUUUGUCAUAGAGUAAAUAUGAGUAGAUUUUCUAUGCUUUUUAUGAAUUCGUUCUAAUUAGUCAUUAUUUUACAUACACAUUUUAAAUGGAAAAUCAUUUUUUUCGUAUCUUGACGAUUCUGGAAUCAGUUCAACCUCAAAAAAUGAGAGGUUUUUGUCAUUAUCCACCACUUGGAAAAUUUUAUUUCAUUUUUUCCAAGUAAUUAGAGAUUGAACAGUUUCUAAUUAGAGAUUGAACUGAUUCAGGAGAGUUACUUCUAUCACUCUAGGUCUAAACACUUUUAAAUAAUCCGCCCAAUUUUCAAGAAUGUUCUGUCUGAUAGUAUUUAGGAUAAAUGUGGGUGGAAUUCUGAAAUCUUUCCAGUUUUAAACGUUUUCACAAUUUUCAACUUGUUCACAAUUUGAGAAAAGGAUUUCAAUUUCUAAAUUCAAAUAUUAUUCCAAAUUUUAAAAUUUAUUGCACGUUUAAGUCUUGAAUGUUUAUCAGUUCUUUGUUGCAAGGUUUAUAAAAGAUAAGAUUUUUUAAUCACUGUUAUUUAGGCAGAAAUACAAACUAGUCACACCGAAACACUUUACUUGACAACUUACAUCCAAAUGUAUUGUUUAUAUUAUUAAAAUCGUCAAUUAAAAACCAUCAUGUGCAAAA